AGAGGGAGGAGGAGUUCCUGUACCCGUAGAGCGACAGGUACCGAGAGUGCACAGAUAAAAAAAAAGUCUCAGGAGAAUUGGAGACACACAAGAAUUUCAACCCCUUCUGCUUUCCUGAUGCUGUGGAGAAUUAAAGAUACUGAUCUGUCCUCACAGAUGCCUAAUGCCUGAGUCCAGCUGACAUGUUUCAGACUCCAGGCCACAGACGGAAACAAAAAGAUGAACCUCCCAGAAUCACUGACCUCUGACUUCCGAACAACUCUAAUAUACCCUGAAGCCAGAAAAUCUAUCUGGAUCAGGUGCCUGCACCUGUUUUACUUCACAUACCUGAGUGUGCUCUGCUCUGUCACAGGUGCCAUUGAAAGUGAUGAUUUGUGUCACACAGCUGCAGUUUACCCUGGGUAUAGCUUUAGGACCGAUGCAGCCUUCAUUAAGCUGGUGGAUGGCCCACAGACCAUGCACUCCUGCCAAGCACUCUGCUGCCAGAGCCACUUUUGCAAUGCAUUCUGGUAUCUAAAGGAAACAUGUAUCCUUGCUGACUGUCAGACUGCACACAGGUGUUCCACAGCAAGGAUGGAGUCUGGAGACUCAACGCUCGUGGUUCUGAAAAAAUCUGGAUUGGAAGCCGUAAUACAUCAUAGGCCACAGUUUAUAACCCAGCAAGAUGUUCAGAAUUUGAUUGACUGGACUCAAAUGUCAACAGAGCACAAAGACUUAACUCAUCGGAGAAAAAGAGCUCUGAAGAGAUUUAAAAGGGAAACCAAUGGGAUUGAUGAACAGAAUAAUAUACAGCAAAACAUACAAUUAAAAGCAAACAAUCAAAGUGAGUCAACUAAUCCAGAACCAAGCAAAACUGUCAAGCCUGGAAAAAACAUACUGAUACCAACUGCACUGCCAGCCACUUCUGGCCCAGCCACCGAUAAGGAGCCCACUGCGACGCAUGACAAUGUCACAGAAUCAUUACCUCUCGAUGGUCCUCCAGCAACAGAAAAACCGAAACGUGACAGCAUGAUCCCAUUAACACCUUUGUCACUGCCUCUAAACACCAGCACCCAACCCACUCCAAUACCCACCAGUACCAGCUCCACGCCAAUAGUCAUAAAUAAGCUGGUGGUAUCAGCAGGAAACAGUGUUGAGGUCACAUUGCCAAAAAAUGCUGUAGAGCUGAAUGCGUUUGUUGUUCCAGAGUCUCCAGAGGGUACUGCAUAUACAUAUGAGUGGAGACUGAUCACUCAUCCGACAGAUUACAGUGGGGAGAUGGAGGGGAAACAUUCCAAAGCAUUGAAGCUAUCCAAGCUCACCGCAGGACUUUACGAGUUUAAGGUGAUUGUGGAUGGGGAAAAGGCGCACGGAGAGGGUUUUGUGAAUGUCACGGUUAAUCCAGAGCCAAGAGUGAAUCAGCCACCAGUAGCCAUUGUGUCUCCUCGCUACCAAGAGAUUUCCCUGCCCACCACCUCUACAGUUAUAGAUGGCAGUCAGAGUACAGAUGAUGAUAAAAUUGUCAAUUACCACUGGGAGGAGCUGAAGGGCCCUUUGCGCGAAGAGAAGGUCUCUGCAGACACUGCCAUUUUAAAACUAACCAACCUUGUACCUGGCAACUAUACCUUCAGCUUAACUGUUACAGAUUCCGAUGGGGCCAAGAACUCAACCAUUGCUAACUUAACAGUUAUCAAAGCUGUGGAUUAUCCUCCAGUAGCAAAUGCAGGAGCCAAUCAGGUCAUCACUCUCCCCAAAAAUUCUAUUGUCCUCUAUGGAAACCUGAGCACCGAUGAUCAUGGCAUAGUCAGCUAUGAGUGGUCAUUAAGUCCCAACAGUAAAGGCAAAGUCAUUGAAAUGCAGGGUGUCCGGACAUCCACUUUGCAGCUGUCUGCACUUCAGGAGGGAGAUUACACUUUCCUGCUGACGGUGACCGACUCAACCGGGCAGCAAUCUAGCAGUGAGGUGACAGUGAUAGUCCAGCCUGAGAACAACAAGCCACCUCAGGCUGACCCAGGACCAAACAAGGAGCUCACGCUUCCCGUGGAUGGUACCACAUUAGAUGGCAGUCGAAGCACAGAUGAUCAGAAGAUUGUCUUUUAUCUGUGGGAGAAAACAAAGGGUCCAGAAGGCGUGAAAAUUGAGAAUGCAAACAGCAGUAUUGCAACUGUAACGGGUCUGCAAGUUGGAGUGUACGAGUUCACAUUGACUGUUAAAGACGAGCGAGAUUUGCAAAGUCAGAGUACUGUCAGCGUCAUCGUGAGGGAAGAGAUCAACAACCCACCAGAGGCUAAGAUUGCGGCAAAUUUUGUCAUCACUCUCCCCAGUAACACAGCCGAACUGGAUGGGUCAAAAUCAGCAGAUGACAAAGGCAUUGUCACCUAUCAGUGGGACCGUGAUGAGACGAGCCCUGCGGCAGGGGAGGUGCUUAAUAGCUCAGACCACCAUUCAAUUCUCUUUCUCUCUAAUCUUGUGGAAGGGACUUAUACUUUUCACUUGAAAGUGACAGAUGCCAAAGGAGAGAGUGACACAGCCAGAGCAACAGUGGAAGUCAAACCAGAUCCUAUGAAAAACAAUCUAGUGGAGAUGAUUCUGGAUGUAAGUGUUAGCCAGCUGACAGAGAGGCAGAAGGGGAUGUUUAUAAGGCAGAUCGGGGUGCUUUUAGGAGUUCUGGAUUCAGACAUUACAGUGCAGAAAAUACAGCUCUACACUGAGCAGAGCACUAAAGUGGUCUUCUAUGUACAAAACCAACCCCCUCACCAUGUCAUGAAAGGAUACCAGGUGGCAUGGAGGCUCCGUAACGAGCUGAGGAAACAGCAGAGUGAUUUCCUCAUCUUCAGAGCACUGGCUAUAGACACAUUCACCUGCCAGCUGAACUGUUCCUUUCACGGCCAUUGUAACUCUGUUACCAAGCGCUGUGUUUGUGACCCGUUCUGGAUGGAGAACAUUAUCCGCAGGCAGUUUGGGGAUGAAGAAAGCAAUUGUGAUUGGAGUAUACUUUAUGUGGUUAUCACAGGCUUCCUCUCUGUUGUCGCUUUGGGACUACUAGUCUGGGCCAUGAUAUGCUGCUGCAGGCGAAAAAAAGGGAAACCAAAACGCAAGAGCCGAUAUAAGAUUCUGGAAGCUACAGAUGACCAAGAGAGCAUGGAGUUGAAGUCAACCAUUAAAACAGCGGCAAAGCUGAAGGCACCAGCACAGAAUACAAGUCUGAUGCAUUCAGAAUCAGAGUUAGACAGUGAUGAGAACUGCUAUACUUGGUCUGAUCGGGAAAAAGGGAAGCUCCUUAGGCCCCAAAAUGGUUCACUCCGCAAUGGACACACCCCUCACAAAACAAAGAACCAGAGAGAGGAGAUCUUAUAGCUGAGAUGUUCAGGGGGUUCUUAAACCUCUCAAGUGAACCAGGAACCUUUUCUCUUUAGUAUGCAGAAGGGUUGAAAUCACACUCGCCACUGUUAGUCUACUUUGACAAAGCUGCUACUUUGAACUGCUUUCAAACAGAUGGAUAUUUUAUUAGAUUAUCACCUCCAUUCCUAAAUGGGGGACCCCAAAGCUGGAGAUACUUGAACUGGAAUUUUACUGUGGGGAAAACAAUGCUGCAGGAUUUAUCACAAUAGAUUUUUUUAUUUAAAGUGACUAUUUUAAUUAAAGUUUUUUUUGUUUUGUUUUUCUGCACAGAAUCCUGGGAUUGGAGACCCAGGAAUGAGCCACAUUUUUAAAGUAUCCAUGUUAUGUGCACUACUUCGCCUGUGAGAAUUUAUCUGAAUGUUGCUGGGCAUUGUCUUUGGCCCAUGUAGGCCCCUCUCAUGCCUCCUUCCUCACAGACUGAACCUGUAAUGUGUUUUCAGCUCACUUUGUAAGAUUUACCCUUUUAUUGGCUUUUUUUGCUCUUCUAAACAAUUGAACCAUCAAGAAACAGAAACUGAGCUCUAAUAAACAAUGAUAGAAGUCAGAGCAGAUGUGAGUUAAGGGUUUGAGAGGGGGAAUGUGCUAUUGGUUACUGUUUAAUAAAGUCAGACACUGUAAUAUACUGAA
Bombina bombina (fire-bellied toad) is the source of this 4008-nucleotide messenger RNA. RefSeq names its product KIAA0319 like. The record is from RefSeq and is a predicted model, not a curated record. Gene Ontology annotation, biological process: homophilic cell-cell adhesion. The coding region runs from base 220 to 3336 and encodes 1038 amino acids. The transcript is spliced from 22 exons. Gene Ontology annotation, cellular component: cytoplasmic vesicle; plasma membrane. Lineage: Eukaryota; Metazoa; Chordata; Amphibia; Anura; Bombinatoridae. Gene Ontology annotation, molecular function: calcium ion binding.